Messenger RNA from Leptosia nina, 2190 nucleotides. The record is from the annotation of a GenBank genome assembly. NCBI's taxonomy places the organism in Eukaryota, Metazoa, Arthropoda, Insecta, Lepidoptera, Pieridae.
AUGUGGGUUCUACUGUUCUUUAGUGCAUUAGUGACUGUGACCAUUGGUAAGGAUAAUUACAGUGAUGUCAAAAAAUCCAAGGUUUUUCGGAAAUGUUGUGAUAUAAAUCAAAUUCUUGUUAAAAUUACCGAAGAUGAUUUAACUUUUAUAGAACGGUAUGAGUGUUUUGAUCUAGAGCAGAUUAGAGAAUCUUAUAAUAUUUCCGUUUUGCCUCUUCUACUUAACGAUGUUAGGGUACAAUCAGGCUUGCCAAAUUAUUGUGAUCUACAAAUGAGUGAAGUAGGACCUGAAACGAAGGUCUUCUACUCUGAAGACGAAUGCUAUGAUAGACUCGGUGUUGAAGUUUUUAAUGGUACUCUUAAAGAGAGCACACCGAUGACCGUUGCUUUAAGUUGCAACAGGAGUGAUGAAUUAAAUGCUCCACUUUCGAAUUUGGAGAUAAAUAAAAUAAUAAAAUGUUGCCCAGAGGGACAAGUCUAUGAUUCCCAGUACCACGUCUGUAUUAAAAAUGCAAUAACAGCUGCCGAUUUGAUGCAAAACAUUAAUAUAAAUGGUCGAUACAUUUAUGAAGUUGAAUUUGGAUCGCGGUGUAAGUUUGAUGAGUACGCCGUAGAAAUUAGUGAAGAUUUAUUUUCGUUUUCUAUAAAUGGUAGUAAUUUGAGAACAAAAAGUACGGUAGAUGGCCAGGAAAGGACUCUACUGCGAGGUGAAUGGUGCAUAGAUCAACAGUUCGGUAGAUCAGGGUUAUUGGCACAAGUUUGUACUCGUGAAUGUUCAGAUUUUACCGCUUUCUGCGUCAAAAAAUGCUGUCCACAAGGACAACAUUUCAAAGUUCGUCGGUGUGGAAGCUAUAUUAGUGUUUGUGUGCCGGAUGAGGAUCAUAGUACCUAUUUCGAUAUAUCACCGUACACAAAUCCGAUACGAGAGAAGCAGGAGAAUUUAUUGGAUGUAGUAGGAGUUGGCGUUGGAAUAACAUGUCCAGCCGGACGUUUCGCGUUAAACAAAUCAUUACCUCAAGACUAUCAUGAGCUUACAUCUGACGCGUACUUGGAGUAUGGCUUGACGAUUACAAAAAGCUACUGCUUGGAAAUAUUUGAUAGUCGACAUUGUCCAUCUAAAGAGCUCGUGAUCAGCGGAGUCAUGUGUUUCCAGCCCCCACCUGAGUAUAUGGACAAAGAUUUUCGUGCUUCAUUCGUGGUCAUCACCAUAUCCAGCGUUUGCUUGGCGCUAACGGUGAUCGUUUAUUGCGCCCUCCCUGAACUCAGGAACUUGAACGGACGUAACUUGAUCUGUCAUGUCUCCACGAUGCUUUUGGCGUUCUCCUGCUUAGCCAGAGUUCAACAUAGUGCCGUCACAGAUACACAAAUUUGUACUCUAUUGGGGUAUGGGAUCUACUUUGGGUUUGUUGGAGCGUUUGCUUGGCUCAACGUCAUGUGCUUCGACAUCUGGUGGACAUUUGGGAGCGUCCGCACCGUCAAGCUGCUUCACAAAUCCGCGUCAGAACGGCGCCGAUUUCUGUGGUACUCAAUAUACGCCUGGGGCACUACAUUCCUUCUCACCCUAACAAUGUUUUUAUUGGACAAGUACCCAGUCUCAAUUUACUUGGACGCUAAUAUCGGAACGGGUGCCUGUUGGUUUGGUUCUGAACAGAACACCCAAUUCGAUUGGCCUCACUAUAUCUACUUCGUCAUUCCCAUGGGAAUAGUGACGUUUAUUAAUUUCGUAUUUUGGCUGUUGACUGCCCGAUACUGCGCAAAAGUUAAGUCAGAGGUGCAUCGUCUGCAAGCGGGUUCCGUCGGCGAUAGAGCAAAGAAACGAUUUCGUAUAGAUAGAGCUAAGUACGUUCUCACCGGAAAACUUUGGGUGGUUAUGGGUGCUGGCUGGGUGUCUGAGAUGCUGUCCACGCUAGUUUCUCGACCGCAAUGGCUUUGGAAUAUUGUUGAUCUCAUGAAUGCCCUGCAAGGAGUGUUAAUAUUUGUUAUCCUCGUGGUGAAGCCGAAGCUUUACUAUAUUAUCAGAAAACGGCUAGGUUCAUCACCUCGUCCCAUUGAAACAAGACUUGACAAAGCGGAUGCACAGAAGAAUGCCACUGCUUCGGGCCGCACCUCAUCCACAUUUCUUUCGAGAACUAUCAGUUCAGACGAGCGGACUAACCUUAGAAUUUCUGGACUUGGAACUAAGCAGCUAUAG